CGACUGAGCCAACGGUUGGGCCUACGACGGCGCCGACGACCGAACCUACGGCUGGUCUUUCGUCUGUACCGACCACAACACCGAAGACUGGGCUUACGGUUGAGCCUACGACAACACCGACGACGGCUGCACCUGCAAUUACAUCCAUGACGGAAUCUACGACGGCAGCAACAUCGGCGCCUUCGACGACAGCGACCACAGCACCGACAACAGAGUCUACGGUAAAGCCUACGCAGACGCCUGAGACGGCGCCAAAGUCAACGGAUGCACCGACGGCACAUCCAACUGAAGCCUCCCCUCGGCGUCACCUUCAAGCCCUAGCCCGAGUGCGUCGCUUCAGCCGACCACAGCAGCGCCUUGGACGAGCUCUGCCAGCUCAACGCUGGUGCCGACUGAUACCGCGACCUCAGCGCCCAUGGACCUUGCGCUACCGACUUCAGCAUCGACGACGUCCACCGACACGCCCGUGCCAGGACCGUCGCCUUCGCCGUCGCCGUGGAGCGAGCCGUCCCCUUCGUCGCACGUGUUUGUCCCUCGUGGCGGCAAUCCUACAAGUGAGCCCGCGGCGUCACCAAGCCCAAGCUCCUUGACGGUGCCCACGAUGGCUGACAGCAGCACGACCACUGCGCCGCCAUCAACCCAAGCCAGCAGCGCAACCGCGCCAACGAGCAGCGCACCCGCACCGACGACCAGCUUGCGCACAACGGCACCGCCGGCGACGAGUCCCGCUGUCGAGGUCAAGAACCAAGCGUCGUCGGACGAGAGCAAUGGCUCUAGCGUCAUCGGCUUCAUUUUCUUGGGCUGUGUCGUCGCGGCCGCCGCCGCCUUUGGCUUCGUGGCCCUCAAGGCGCGGCGCAAGGUCGACGAGGACAAGGAGCGUGACCGCUUGUCUCUGAGCCACCAAGUUGUUGCGACCUCCGACCGCGCCAGCCACAUCGCCGUGCUGUAGAGGCAAAUUUCAUGUUAAGUGUUAAACUUUUUGACAAGCAGUGAGU
Messenger RNA from Saprolegnia parasitica CBS 223.65, 995 nucleotides. RefSeq lists its product as hypothetical. The record is from RefSeq and is a predicted model, not a curated record. Lineage: Eukaryota; Oomycota; Saprolegniomycetes; Saprolegniales; Saprolegniaceae. The transcript has a single exon. The coding region runs from base 416 to 949 and encodes 177 amino acids.